Diospyros lotus (date-plum) is the source of this 957-nucleotide messenger RNA. RefSeq lists its product as uncharacterized. NCBI's taxonomy places the organism in Eukaryota, Viridiplantae, Streptophyta, Magnoliopsida, Ericales, Ebenaceae. The transcript has a single exon. The record is from RefSeq and is a predicted model, not a curated record. The coding region runs from base 219 to 719 and encodes 166 amino acids.
UCUCUGCAACCCAUUAAAAUAUUCUCCCUUUCCUUUUCUUUUCUUUUCUUUUCUUUUUCGUUGUAAUUUUCCAUCUCCACUCUUCACUCAUUUUGACCGGAACUCGCUCUCUAUAUAACCCUUUCGGCUCCCUUCUCUCUCUUCAUCUCAAUCUCUUUACACUUCCGUAUAUAUUAUUGGUUUUCUCUCUCCUUUAUCUAUCUCUCUGUCUCUCUGUAAUGGCGGAACCACCGUUGAAACGCCAGAGAGAAGAAGAGGACCCUAGUGUUGUUGGGGAAAGCGAAGACGACGACCCAAAGCGCCAGAAAUCGUAUAAUCAGAUCCUCUCUCUCCUGGAGGAGGAGGAGGAUCAUCAAGAGCCCAACCAGGAGUUCUCCUCCAUAUUCACUACUCUCGAACGAGAGCUCUCGUGCGACUCCUCCUCCACAGCCUUCGACAGUGCUUUCUCCGAUGCUGGACCGGAUAUCGACGGUGGCCGGCGUGAGGGAGAGGACGAGGAAGACGAGGAGGAGAGAGAAAAGGUGAUGAGACGCCUUUUGGAAGCUUCGGACGAUGAACUGGGGAUACCCAACUCCGAUGGGGUGGCCGGCGUCGAUGCCGCCGUGGCGGCAGUGGCCGACACCGACGAGGCGUUCUCGUUGUGUGAUGGGUUGCUGUGGGAGUGGGAGGAUGAGGCGGCGAACUACAAUACGAUGUUGCAGUCGGAACUUUUUCUCUAGGAAAUGGGGGGGUUAGAGGCGAAAUAGGGAAUUAUUGGGGGGGCUGGAACGGGAAAAGAUGAAAAGAUGGAGGCGUAGGUUAAAGGAAAAGGAGCAAGUGAAUGCGUUUUUUGGGAUUUCAUUUUGGUCCCCUCUUCUUUUGUAAAAUAUCAGGGCGGUCCCCCCUUUUCCUCUUUUAGAAUAUAUUGAAAAAGCGUAGAAGAAAGACAGGCUAAUGAAACAAAUUUAUAUUCCUUUA